AUGGAUGCCUCCGUGAAACCUCGCCUCUCCAUUGGCGAAAAGAUACAGUUGAUGGGGAUUUUGCUAUUUGUCAGCCCCUAUUCGCUCAUGCUCGAUCUCACCCGCCUGCUAUUAUACGCCUUCCAGAAUGGACUGAGUCUUCGAUACUAUGCAGGCUGCGCCUUGUUCAGGACCUUGUUUAGCACGCUUGAAGGCCGUUUUGCUCAAACAAUACUUCCGUCUACGGAAGAAGCUUAUAGGGCAUGGAUCCGGCAAAAAGAGAGACUUACCAAGGACCCAUUGCUUAAAGAGCGGCUCCGGUGCGACAUACAGCCUCUUGACGAUGGCCAUUCGAGCAUCCUGUGGGUUGGAAACCGCCACAAGGCCCGCAAGAUAGUGCUGUACCUCCACGGCGGAGGUUUCAGGUUGCCGAGCGUAGCUGGCCAUUUCGAAUGUGUCUGGAACUCAUACGUGCUCUCGGGGGUAGAAUUAGAGACUGAAGUAGCCGUGGCGUUUUUGCAGUAUUCACUCGCUCCCACUUGGAGAGCCCCCGUGCAGCUCCGUCAGGCCGCCGCCGCUCUCUCCGAACUCAUCAACGCAGGCUUCAGUGCCAAGGAUAUUGUCGUAGGGGGCGACUCUGCUGGUGGGAAUCUGACGGUACAGCUGCUCCAUCACCUUGUCGAACCCCAUGCUGAGGUCCCCCGCAUCGCAUUACAAGAGCCUCUGUCGGCCGCCUUUCUCAUAUCGCCGUGGCUUGGUAAGGACACGUCUGCCGCCUCAUUUCAGGAAAAUGAUCGGUAUGAUAUGGUUUCAGUCGCCGUCUUGCGCUCUCUUGAUAGCGAUAUUCGGGCCCGUGGAGGGGAGACGGACACAAAUACAGAUGGUCAAGACAGUUGGGCGGAGCCAUUUGAAUACAAAGGACAGUGGCUAAAUGAGCUCGGCAGCGUUGUCAGGAAGAUUCACAUCACGGUCGGUGAUAGGGAGAUUCUGGCUGAUCAGGGUAAGCUGAUGGCAAAGACAGUGACAGCCUCGAAUACAGGCGUAGAGGUGACUCUCGAGAGCAAUCCCAAGGCAGCCCAUGAUUUUCUGGUGGUGGAGGGAUUCUUUGGAAAUAUUGGUGAGGAUACCAUCCGGAUGAAGCAGUGGUUCAAGACUGUGUUGUAG
Molecule: messenger RNA, 1143 nt
Organism: Trichoderma asperellum CBS 433.97
Lineage: Eukaryota; Fungi; Ascomycota; Sordariomycetes; Hypocreales; Hypocreaceae
Molecular function (GO): hydrolase activity
Source: RefSeq, a predicted model, not a curated record